Molecule: messenger RNA, 2740 nt
Organism: Lolium rigidum
Lineage: Eukaryota; Viridiplantae; Streptophyta; Magnoliopsida; Poales; Poaceae
Product: phosphatidylinositol 4-phosphate 5-kinase 1-like
Exons: 8
Coding region: 1-2175 (724 amino acids)
Biological process (GO): phosphatidylinositol metabolic process
Molecular function (GO): ATP binding; 1-phosphatidylinositol-4-phosphate 5-kinase activity
Source: RefSeq, a predicted model, not a curated record
AUGAGGCGGGUGGCGCCAGCGAUGAUCUUCUCCGCCUCCGCCGCCGGCGCCGACGCCGCCGCCGCCGACGCAUUCGUGGAGAAAUCCCUCCCGAACGGGGACCUCUACCGGGGCGGCUUCGCGGGGGGCGCGCCGCACGGCAAGGGCAAGUACGUGUGGGCGGACGGGUGCAUGUACGAGGGGGAGUGGCGGCGCGGCAAGGCCUCCGGAAAAGGCCGCUUCUCCUGGCCGUCGGGCGCCACCUUCGAGGGCGAGUUCCGGGCGGGGCGGAUCGAGGGGCAGGGCGCCUUCGUGGGGCCCGACGGCGCCACCUACCGCGGCGCCUGGGCCGGGGACCGCCGCCACGGGGCCGGCGCCAAGAGCUACGCCAACGGGGACUACUACGAGGGCCACUGGCGCCGCAACAUGCAGGACGGCCACGGCCGCUACGUCUGGGCGGCCGGCAACCAGUACGUCGGCGAGUGGCGCGCCGGGGUCAUCUCCGGCCGCGGGGUGCUCAUCUGGGCCAACGGGAGCCGCUACGACGGGGUGUGGGAGAACGGGGUGCCGAGGGGCACGGGCGUCUUCACCUGGCCUGACGGUAGCCGCUACGUCGGCUCCUGGCCCCGCAGCUGCGUCGACCUGCCCGCCAUCAGCGGCACCUUCUUCCCCCCCGUUGGCGCCGGCGCAGUUCGAAAGCGGUCCUCCGUCGAGGGGGUUGGGGACAAGGUGGCCGCCGUGCCGCGGAUCUGCAUCUGGGAGUCCGAGGGCGAGGCCGGGGACAUCACCUGCGACAUCGUCGACGCGCUCGAGGCAUCCAUGCUCUACCGGGAAGCCGCGCCCGCUGGUGCUGGCCCGACCUACGCCAGGACGCAGCGCAGCGUCCGACGAGGACCCAACCCUGCCCCGUGCUGGUCGUCCUCAGCGGCCACCACUCCCGAGGGGAAGCGGCCUGGACAGACCAUCUCCAAGGGCCAUAAGAACUACGAGCUCAUGCUGCAGCUGCAAUUGGGCAUCAGGCAUUCGGUGGGGAAGUCUGCUGCCGUGCCGAUGCGGGAGCUGGAACUGGCAGAUUUCGAUCCCAGGGAGAAGUUCUGGACAAGGUUCCCGCCGGAGGGCACAAAGGUCACACCACCGCAUUCCUCCCCAGAUUUCCGGUGGAAGGACUACUGCCCCAUGGUGUUCAGACAUUUGAGGAAGUUGUUUGCGGUUGAUCCGGCGGAUUACAUGCUCGCCAUCUGUGGAAAUGAUGCCCUCAGGGAGCUGUCUUCGCCUGGGAAGAGCGGGAGUUUCUUCUAUCUCACCCAAGAUGAUCGGUUCAUGAUUAAGACAGUGAGGAAAUCAGAAGUCAAGUUACUGAUCCGGAUGUUGCCUAGCUACUUCAGACAUGUCAGUCUAUAUGAUCACUCUCUAAUCACAAGGUUCUAUGGUGUCCACUGUGUAAAACCUGUUAAUGGACCCAAGGUCCGUUUCAUUGUCAUGGGAAAUUUGUUCUGCUCGGAGUAUCAGAUUCAUCGCCGUUUUGAUCUUAAAGGUUCAUCCUAUGGCCGAACAGCGGACAAAUUUGAAGAAGAGAUUGAUGAGACAACCACUCUUAAAGACCUGGACCUCAACUUCGUAUUUCGGUUGCGGCGAACUUGGUAUAGAGAGCUGCAUGAGCAACUCCAAAGAGAUUGUGAAUUUUUGGAGUCUGAAGGUAUUAUGGAUUACAGCUUCUUGGUGGGAGUUCACUUCUGUGAUGAUGUAUCUGCUUCAAAGAUGGGCUUCUCUACUUUUACUGCUUCUCCAAAGCUUUCGAUGAAGACCGAGCCAUUUCAAGUUGGUGGUCGUGGCAUGCCAGAGCUGUGCUUCUCAGAUAAUGAUUUUGAUAGGAUACCUAAUUGCCGGAAGCCAUCGAUUAGACUGGGUGCGCACAUGCCAGCGCGGGCAGAGCAGGCAUCCAGAAGAAGCGAGUUCGACCCAUUUCUCCUCAGUGGUGGGGGGUUCCUGGCCGCAAACCAGACUGGCGAAGUGUCCGACGUGAUCCUAUUCUUUGGGAUAAUCGACAUUCUCCAGGAUUACGACUUCACCAAGAGGAUAGAGCAUGCUUACAAGUCGUUACAGACAGAUCCCAAUUCGAUAUCUGCCGUGGACCCGAAGCUCUACUCGAGGAGGUUUCAAGAUUUCAUUGGCAGAAUUUUUGUAGAAGAUGGCUAGAGCUGGGGCAAAGAAAGAUUUAACAGGGAGGAAUUCCAACGAAUCCCGGGGCACACCUGGAAAUUAUCUCAAGGUGAUUUUUGGUAGAUUUUCUGCUGGGCAAAGGAACUCAAUGGUUAUACCAACAAGUCAGCUUCAGCCCCUGGGAUCCCGGUAUUCGUUGACUUAACCGUCGGCGAACUUUGAUCAGCAGUGCCGGGAGAUGGAGUUGCAAAGGAAUUUGCGCAAACUAGCUACCGGAAUCGGAUUGGCUGGAUUUUGAAACACAGCCACAGAGAUCGAAGUGGGCAUCUGUAAAUUUUGUGAUUUGGUGGGCGAGAGAGAAUGGUUCUUCCAGCUCCUUGGCAGCGAUCCCUUUUCUUGUUUUAGCUAGGAUUCCUUUCUCUAGUUUAUUACUUUGCCCCUUUUAUAUAUCUGUUGGAUGUAAAGAAGGGGAUAGGGAAUUUUUGUUUCCGGAAAGAGGGUAUUUAAGGCUGCGGCAGGCAGUGGACAAUAAGACCAUGUACAGAUACAUUUCGAUCCAGAAGAAUGAAUGGUGAAAUGAAUGGGUGGGAUUAGAAUUGAA